Pygocentrus nattereri (red-bellied piranha) is the source of this 2192-nucleotide messenger RNA. Its product is annotated as gap junction beta-3 protein-like. NCBI's taxonomy places the organism in Eukaryota, Metazoa, Chordata, Actinopteri, Characiformes, Serrasalmidae. The record is from RefSeq and is a predicted model, not a curated record. The transcript has 2 exons. Gene Ontology annotation, biological process: cell communication. Gene Ontology annotation, cellular component: connexin complex. Bases 236 to 1000 code for a protein of 254 amino acids.
CUAAUCGUUCUACCAAGCAGCAUAAGAGGUUAUAGGUGCCAGAGAGGAAACCAGUGAAAUAGGUGAUCCAUUUGAGGUGAACUAGGCAACAGAGUCACGUAAUAAAAAGAUGGAUCAAGCAGCACUGUAGGUUGGCUGUGACAGCUGCUUCACCUCAAGUCAUCCUCUAGCUUCCAUUAAACAGACCUGAAUUGUAUUUGAUGGUAAACUUUGUGAACAUCACUAAUCUGCACUCAUGGAUUGGAAGACUCUCGAGUCGCUCCUCAGCGGGGUAAACAAAUACUCCACAGGAUUUGGACGCAUUUGGCUGUCCUUAGUGUUUGUGUUCCGCGUCAUGGUGUUUGUGGUGGCCGCCGAGCGAGUGUGGAGUGAUGACACGAAAGAGUUUGACUGUGACACCAAAAGACCUGGCUGCCCCAACGCCUGCUACAAUUACUUCUUCCCCAUCAUACAUACACGACUGUGGGCCUUACAGCUCAUCUUUGUAACCUGCCCUUCCUUCUUGGUGGUCAUGCAUGUGUGGUACCGUGAAGACCGUGAGCGUAAGUACCGCUUGACCUAUGGCGAAGGGGCGAAACUCUACGACAACCCUGGGCAGAAACAUGGAGGCCUGUGGUGGACAUAUCUCUUCAGUCUGUUCUUCAAGACAGCUAUAGAGAUAGGGUUCCUCUACCUGCUGCAUCUGAUCUACAACAACUUCGACAUGCCUCGCAGCGUGGUCUGCGACAUCGAGCCCUGCAGACAAGUGACAUGUUACAUAGCCCGGCCCACAGAGAAGAGGGUGUUCACAUACUUCAUGGUGGGGGCCUCAGCUAUCUGCAUAAUCCUGAACGUGUGUGAGAUCUUCUACCUGAUUGCUAUGCGGAUCUUGCAUCUCACUCACAAAGGCAGCCAUGUCACCGAGCGCAGGAGGUGUGGAGAAUGCGAAGGCUGUAACAUAGCAAUGACACCUAUAGACCAUAAGCCAUUUUAUACAGAAAAGUCAGAAAAGCAAUUGUAACAUGCUGGAUACAUAAAAACGAGACAGUUAUACAUACAUAUAUAGAUACAUACAGAUGCGGCAUCUCUGUACUAUAUUCAACUUGCUGUUUUAUGUAUUUUUGAUUACUGAAAUAUUUAAAGAUGAUGAUGUUAUCAAGGAAUAUAAAAUAUAAUGCAUGUAUUAUAAUGAAUCAAGUCUUAAUCUAAGGCUUAUGCUCAUUCCUUACAAGCAUAUUUUAAUUAAAACAUAAGAAGGGCUUCUCUGUGUUCAGACUACCAUCAAGCAUGGAAAAUACUUGAAUAAUUAUACUUCUACAUAUUAUUAUAUAAUUACUGUAGCAAAUACAUGGAAAAAAUUCCAGAGGAAACAUUUUACAUGCAAGCAAAUAUUCCUUUGUUGAACAAGCAGCAAGAGAGAACUGCUGCCCACUGAUAGUGAACAGUCAAGAUAGCAGCCAAGUUACUUCUAGCCAUAUGAUUUUACUCUAACAUUACAUAACACACUAACUCCCACUUUAACUAUCCUACAGCCCAGUACAAGACAGCACAAAUCGUAUAUGUGCACAUCUUAGACUGAACAACAGUAAAAUGAACAUUAAAUGUCUCUUCAUACCGGCAGUGCAGCGCACCCCAAGUGCCACUUUGCAUAGCCACGUCGAGCGCAGUGGGCCGCCACAGCGUUAUUAUUUUGAAAGGUGUACUUCACUCAAAUAUUACUGAAACAUAAAACUUGUACUUUUACUCAUUUAUGUUUCCAAGGGAAUAAACAUACAUCCUAAAUCAUUUGUCCUAUUUUUUCUUGUGACCUUCAGAAGACCUUGGCCUACUUGCACAUCUAAUAGGCCAGUAGAUUUUUCCUCCAUGCAUUUUAAAUGAUUAUUUUAUUAAAACAUCCAACUAAAUUAAUUAUUGUCAUUUAAUUGUUAAAACGUUCACUUUGUACUUUUAUAUACUUGCGUAUGUUUAAAGUUAGAUACUUUUACUUUCACUCAAGUAUAUUUUUGGCUCCAUACUUUCCUUUUUAACUGACUAAGACAGUCAUGAAACGCAGUGUGACUGAAGUGUGAUUCCUCUGUACUUCUGCCUCUGUGUGGAUUUGCAGUGAAGAAACUCCACCUUGUGGCGAGCAGUGUUUUUAUCCACUUGCUCAGCACACAACUGUUUACGUUUCCAGCUGUACUUCCACACUGCGUUUGACAAACAAAAUAUAA